Octodon degus (degu) is the source of this 2236-nucleotide messenger RNA. RefSeq names its product vasohibin-2-like. NCBI's taxonomy places the organism in Eukaryota, Metazoa, Chordata, Mammalia, Rodentia, Octodontidae. Gene Ontology annotation, cellular component: cytoplasm. The transcript is spliced from 2 exons. The record is from RefSeq and is a predicted model, not a curated record. Bases 106 to 1131 code for a protein of 341 amino acids. Gene Ontology annotation, biological process: regulation of angiogenesis.
AUGAGCUAUAGCCCGGCCGCGCUCCCGCUUGGCGCGUCCUGCAGCACCAGCGGCAUGGAGAAGGCCACAAUCUCGGGGCGCUGAUCCUUUUGCCCCUGCCCCAUCAUGACUAGCUCCGCGGCUGACACUCAUCGCUGUCCCCACUCCAAAAGCGCCAAAGGCACCUGGUCCCGGAGCAGCCACGCGCGGCCGGUGAACCUUGCCACCAGUGGGGGCCCGGAGGAGAAGGACAAAGACGGCCGGGUGCUGUUUCACGUGAACAAGGGCGGCUUUCCCAUGGACUGCCACACCUGGGAACGCAUGUGGGUGCACGUGGCCAAGGUGCACCCGAAGGGCGGAGAGAUGGUGGGGGCCAUCAGGAACGCAGCCUUCUUGGCAAAGCCUUCAAUACCCCAAGUCCCAAACUACAGGCUGUCCAUGACGAUCCCGGACUGGCUGCAGGCGAUCCAGAAUUACAUGAAGACACUACAAUAUUUAACCAAUGGGCAGCCUUCCAUUGAGCGAUUCCCCAUCAGCUUUAAAACCUACUUCUCAGGAAAUUACUUUCACCACAUUGUGCUGGGAAUAUACUGCAAUGGCCGCUAUGGCUCCGUGGGCAUGAGCCGGAGGGCUGAGCUGAUGGACAAGCCCCUGACCUUUCGGACACUGAGUGGCCUUGUCUUUGACUUUGAAGACUCCUACAAGAAAUACCUGCACACAGUCGAGAAGGUCAAGAUUGGGCUGUAUGUCCCCCACGAGCCCCACAGCUUCCAGCCCAUCGAAUGGAAGCAGCUGGUCCUCAAUGUCUCCAAGAUGUUGAGGGCUGACAUAAGGAAGGAGCUGGAGAAAUACUCCAGGGACAUGAGGAUGAAAAUCUUGAAGCCUGCAAGUUCCCACUCUCCGACCCAGGUGAGAAGCUGGGGAAAAUCCCUGUCACCUCGAAGGAGACCAGCAAGUCCCCCAAGGAGGCUCGGCAGGCGAGACAAGUCGCCUGCUUUGCCUGAGAAGAAGGCUGUGGAUCUCAGCACCCUGAAUGAAGUGGGCUAUCAGAUCCGAAUCUAUCCCAGCUCCGGAGGCCAGCAAGAGGGUGCUGUGGUACUUCGCUCUGCACUUUCCCCAGUGUCUUCAGGAGGAACCGCAAUUAUUUAUUAAGAACUUGUGAAUUUUAUUUCUAAGGAUUCAUCUGGAAAUAGAAUCUGAGUGGAUGGGAGCAAUUAGCUUUAAAAACUCCUGCAGCAGCAACCAUGAAAAGGCUGAAGAAUAAACCCUACUGGGGUUGGACUGUCUCCCUCCCUCACAAUCUCAAGGAUAACAAACACGAACUGGAGUUUUAUACCUUUUCAUUUACAUUCUUUUCCUGGCUUUGAACAUCAUGCCUCACCAGAAUGGCAGAGUCCUCUCUCCCACUUUUCGUAUAGUAAGAUCACUCAGUCAGUAUUAAGUCUUUUUCAGCAAUAACAGAAGCAAAGAUGGGUGGGUUUUUUUUAAGCAAUUAAUAUUACCUCAGCAUUUUUACAUCAGAUAUGCAAACUCAAUGAAGUUUAUAUAUAUAUUCUAUUUGUAUUGUUUCCCCCACUGUUUCCCAUGGGAAUUUCUACAAGUUUGGGAUUUCUUCCUGGUGCACACACGUGAUGAGAUUUAAAGUGUUAUAUGCAAGCGUUUUACACAGAAGCACUAACAUUCUUCUGACAAUACUGGAAACCAUUUUUAGGGUCUUGGAGUUACUUUGUAAUCUUCCUUAAAGUGUUCAGUGAUGGCAGUUUCUUUUGUUGUUUGUUUUUGUUUUUUGCAGAACCAGGGAUUGAACUCAGGCCCUUGCGCUUGCCAGGCAAGUGCUUAUCCUACUGAGCCAUCUUGCCGGCCUUCUUUUCUUACAAAACAAGCACAUUCAGAAGCCAGUCUAGUUCUGUCAGGUACAUUUGAACUUUGCAGAGUCCAGCGAAAAGCACAAAGGGUCAUGCACUUGUCAACACAGGCUCACAGUGCUGUGAUCACCUCGGAUGUGACACAGGCAGAGGGCGGGAGCGAGCCAGGGGUUUUGGAAACCUUUCUGUUCACACUUCAUCUGAUUUCUACACUCAAGUCAGGCUCUGAUUCUGGAGGGCUUGCUGUUAAACAGGUUCUGAUGUCUUAUAUUAAGGCCUAAUGUGAUAUGUGAUACCUCCAGUAUCUCAUGCUUUUUGGUGUCAUACUUCAGGACAUUUACAAAGUACUGGAAAAUAUUAGAGAAUAAUUUUUUUAAACAGAAAUCAUCUUA